UGAGGGUACCUCUGGGGCUGAGAGUUGAGGUCCCGCUACCUCUUUGCUGCAUUCCCGGAGAGAUGAACAAAUGAGCCCCUCGGACUGAACUCACAGAACUCCAGACUCAAAAACUCCGCCCCCCGCGAUUCUUCCCGCCCCUCGGCAUCCAGACAGACGGACAGACGGCCUGCCCCGCCCCCUGUGCUACCGACUGACUCAGUAACCUCGGGAUUGUCAGGCCCCAGGUCUUUGCCCGCGGCGUGGACCUCGGUCGCCCACCCGCAUCUUCUGCUGGCCCAUUUCUCUCUAGCCCCACCCUGGGCCUCAGGGCAGGUCGACAGCCUGGGACACUUCUCCACCGCAGUCCCAGGCCCGGGAGAUCAACUUCCAGCACCGCGUUUCCCUGCGAUUCCGCAGCUGCUCACGGACCUGCCAUUUUCCCCUGCAUCAUCGGGCCUCUGGGAGUCACCCUAAGGUGACUCCUUUCAGAGUCUGUUAGUAUGUGGUCAUAAUAGACACAAAGCCAUAGAAGUGACUGGGCUAGGAGUGACCAGGUCUUCCUUCUCACCCGUUCCCAGACACGCCCCUUGCCGCAGGUCUCAGAUUAAAUCUCACUCCCUUCUUGGGAGAAAAUAGCUCCCCAGGCUUGGAGUGGGAGGUUGGCUUGGGGAAGGAGGAGGGACGUUGGUCGUCUUUGAAGACCUGUAGGCAAGGGAGGGAGGGCGUUUGUCCUGGGUGGGGCUCCAUGCCAGGUCCUCUGGGUGGCUGUGAAGUGGUGAGGGAAGGGGUGGGAACGCUGGACUUCUGGACUUUGGGCAGGGCAGAUCCUUCUGGGUCCCUGGCUGCUUGAACAGAGUUUCUUCCGGGCUCCUGCCUGAACGCCACAACCAAGGGCUCUAUACAGGUAAGAAGACUUCAAAGAUGAGAAGCAAGGCCCUUUUGAGGAAGUAGGAAGACAGCUUGGAAGAAACAGAGCUGACCAGCCCAGGCAAGGUCCCCCGGCCAGGAUGUCGGGCCUGGUGUUGGGACAGCGGGAUGAGCCUGCAGGGCACCGGCUCAGCCAGGAGGAGAUCCUGGGGAGCACCCGUCUGGUGAGCCAGGGGCUGGAAGCUCUCCACAGUGAACACCAGGCUGUGCUGCAAAGCCUCUCCCAGACCAUCGAGUGUCUGCAGCAGGGUGGCCAUGAAGAAGGCCUGGUACAUGAGAAGGCCCGGCAGCUGCGCCGUUCCAUGGAAAACAUAGAGCUGGGGCUGAGUGAGGCCCAGGUGAUGCUGGCUUUGGCCAACCACCUGAGCACAGUGGAGUCAGAGAAACAGAAGCUGCGGGCACAGGUCCGGCGGCUCUGCCAGGAGAACCAGUGGCUCCGGGACGAGCUGGCCGGCACCCAGCAGCGGCUCCAGCGCAGCGAACAGGCCGUGGCUCAGCUGGAGGAGGAGAAGAAGCACCUGGAGUUCCUGGGGCAGCUGCGGCAGUACGACGAGGAUGGGCACGCUGCGGAGGAGAAGGAAGGUGAUGCCUCCAAGGAUUCCCUGGAUGACCUCUUCCCCAACGAGGAGGAAGAGGACCCCAGCAAUGGCUUGUCCCGUGGCCAGGGCGCCCAGCACAGCGGCUAUGAGAUCCCGGCGAGGUUGCGGACACUGCACAACCUGGUGAUCCAGUACGCAGCCCAGGGUCGCUAUGAGGUGGCCGUGCCGCUCUGCAAGCAGGCGCUGGAGGACCUGGAGCGCACGUCCGGCCGCGGCCACCCCGACGUGGCCACCAUGCUCAACAUCCUGGCUCUGGUGUAUCGGGACCAGAAUAAGUACAAGGAAGCUGCGCUCCUGCUCAAUGAUGCCCUCAGCAUCCGGGAGAGCACCCUGGGCCGGGACCACCCCGCUGUGGCGGCCACACUCAACAACCUGGCUGUGCUCUAUGGGAAGAGGGGCAAAUACAAGGAGGCGGAGCCUCUGUGCCAGCGGGCACUGGAGAUUCGAGAAAAGGUCCUGGGUACCAACCACCCAGAUGUGGCAAAGCAGCUAAACAACCUGGCCCUGUUGUGCCAAAACCAGGGCAAGUAUGAGGCUGUGGAACGCUAUUAUCGGCGGGCACUGGCCAUCUAUGAGGGGCAGCUGGGGUCGGACAACCCUAAUGUGGCCCGGACCAAGAACAACCUGGCUUCCUGUUACCUGAAACAAGGCAAGUAUGCUGAAGCUGAGACUCUCUACAAGGAGAUCCUGACGCGUGCCCAUGUGCAGGAGUUUGGCUCUGUGGAUGAUGACCACAAGCCCAUCUGGAUGCAUGCAGAGGAGCGGGAGGAAAUGAGCAAAAGCCGGCACCGUGAGGGCAGCACACCCUACGCCGAGUAUGGAGGCUGGUACAAGGCCUGCAAAGUGAGCAGCCCCACAGUGAACACGACCUUGAGAAACCUCGGAGCUCUGUACAGGCGCCAGGGAAAGCUGGAGGCAGCUGAGACCCUGGAGGAAUGUGCCCUGCGCUCCCGGAAACAGGGCACUGACCCAAUCAGCCAGACCAAGGUGGCCGAGCUGCUUGGGGAGAGUGACAGUGGAAGGACCUCCCAGGAGGGCCUGGGGGGCAGCGUGAAAUUUGAGGGAGGUGAAGAUGCCUCGGUGGCAGUGGAGUGGUCAGGGGAUGGCAGUGGGGCGCUGCAGAGGAGCGGCUCUCUGGGCAAGAUCCGAGAUGUGCUUCGUAGAAGCAGCGAACUCCUGGUGAGGAAGCUCCAGGGGUCCGAGCCCCGGCCUUCCAGCAGCAACAUGAAGCGGGCAGCCUCCUUGAACUAUCUGAACCAACCCAGUGCAGCGCCCCUCCAGGUCUCCCGGGGCCUCAGUGCCAGCAGUAUGGACCUCUCUUCAAGUAGCUGACAUUCAACUCACGCCCCACGUCUGCUGGGUCCCCCCACAGCCCUCACAGCAUUCCCUGUUGCUCCUGGCUCUUCCAGCCCCAAGGUGGGACAGUGAAGGGGGAGCAGUUAACCAGAAGAUUGCUGCUGCCCUUAGGGUCUCAGCCCCCUCCUCAGGAAUCCCCUUCAGGAAGGACCCUCAGGACAUCCUCCCCCCACCCUGUGGUCCUCUAGAGUAGCUAGCUCUACUACUGGGGCCCCCAAAGUGGGUAACAAGCAGGUACGCACCUCAGAGAUGCAGCCUGCUGCUGGCUUUUCUGUCAGAGGGCUUGGGGCUGGCCAGCCAACCUGCCUUGCCCUGGCCUCUCUUGUUCCCUCUGCUGCCUCACUUCAGGUCCAUGUAUUUCACUUUUCUUAAAUAAAAGAAUCAGGUAACCACUGA
Messenger RNA from Bubalus bubalis (water buffalo), 3260 nucleotides. It is a transcript of the gene KLC4, whose product is annotated as kinesin light chain 4. The transcript is spliced from 16 exons. Bases 990 to 2840 code for a protein of 616 amino acids. Lineage: Eukaryota; Metazoa; Chordata; Mammalia; Artiodactyla; Bovidae. Gene Ontology annotation, molecular function: kinesin binding. The record is from RefSeq and is a predicted model, not a curated record. Gene Ontology annotation, cellular component: kinesin complex; cytoplasm; membrane-bounded organelle. Gene Ontology annotation, biological process: axo-dendritic transport.